Aspergillus steynii IBT 23096 is the source of this 1488-nucleotide messenger RNA. RefSeq names its product NAD(P)-dependent alcohol dehydrogenase. Gene Ontology annotation, molecular function: alcohol dehydrogenase (NADP+) activity; zinc ion binding. The transcript has a single exon. Gene Ontology annotation, biological process: alcohol metabolic process. NCBI's taxonomy places the organism in Eukaryota, Fungi, Ascomycota, Eurotiomycetes, Eurotiales, Aspergillaceae. The coding region runs from base 224 to 1336 and encodes 370 amino acids. The record is from RefSeq and is a predicted model, not a curated record.
UCAUUCUCAUCUAACUUCACACACUGGACAUUCAUAUUUCAAUCCUCAUACAGUUGGUCUAUUCCCCUUGACCAUAUCUUCCCGUCUACACAAUUGCAUUAACUCUCCCUGCUUAACCACAGAUCUGGACAUCGACACAUCCAUAUCUGAAGCCCGGAGAAACUCCAAGUCAUUGAUUGAAACGUUGCAUAUCGCCUCAAUUCCGACAUCUCCAUCUAUAAAAAUGCCCUCAGAUACCUUCCAAGGCUGGGUUGCCCACGACGCCACCAGCCCUCUCACCUUCACGACCUUCACGCCCAAGCCAUUCGCCGACACCGACAUAGAAAUCGACAUCACCCACUGCGGCAUCUGCGGCACCGACCUCCACACCCUGCGCUCGGGCUGGGCCCCAACCGACUAUCCCUGCGUCGUGGGCCACGAGAUCAUCGGCACCGUCCGCCGGGUAGGCUCCGCCGUCGCCACACAGUCCUCCUCGCCAGCCUCACAGCACAUCCAACCCGGCGAUCGCGUCGGCAUCGGCGCCCAGAGCGCCUCCUGCCUCCGCCCGGACUGCUCCGCCUGCGCCGACGGCCUCGAGAACUACUGCCCCCGCAUCACAGCCACUUACAACAGUCGGUACCGCGACGGCUCCAAAUCCAAAGCCCACGGCGGCUACGCGACCCGCUGGCGCGGACCCGCCCACUUCGUCUUCCGCAUCCCCGCGGCGCUGCCCUCCGCUGAAGCCGCGCCGCUGCUCUGCGGCGGGGUGACGGUGUAUGCGCCGCUGCGUAAAUACGGCGCGGGGCCGGGCAAGUCGGUCGGGGUGGUGGGGGUGGGCGGGCUAGGACAUAUGGGGAUUCUGUUCGCGAAGGCGCUGGGGAGUGAGCGGGUGGUUGCGAUUUCGCGCAGUUCGAGCAAGCGGGGAGAUGCGGUGGAGGGGCUGGGUGCGGACGGGUUCAUUGCGACGGGGGAGGAGAAGGACUGGGCGAGAAGGUACUCGCGGACGCUGGACGUGAUUAUCUGCACGGUGGACGCGGCGGAUAUGCCGUUGAGUCAGUACCUGCGGCUGCUGAAGGUGGAUGGGACGUUUGUGCAGGUGGGUGCGCCGGAGAAGCCGUUGCCGGGGCUGCCGGCGUGGUCGCUGAUUCAGAAGAGUGUGAAGGUGACGGGGUCGAGUAUUGGGUCGCCUGGGGAGAUUCGGGAGAUGUUGCAGCUGGCGGCGGAGAAGCGCGUGUUGCCGUGGAUUCAGAAACGGGGGAUGGACGAGGUGAAUGCGGCGCUGGGGGAUAUGCAUGCUGGCAAGGCAAGGUAUCGCUACGUGCUGGAGAAUAGGGAGGAUGUGCAGGCGAGGUUGUAGUUAUACAGGGUUAUAUAUGUAGUUAUGGGGAUUGAGUAACUGUAUAGAAUUUAGAUGGUGGCCAGCAGACAGGAACAGCGAUAUACGGAGUAGUAUAGAGCAGGCCAAGAACAGAAGCUCAACACUAAACCGUACAAGGGCUGCAAUACGAG